Eriocheir sinensis (Chinese mitten crab) is the source of this 979-nucleotide messenger RNA. It is a transcript of the gene Rab14, whose product is annotated as ras-related protein Rab-14. Bases 163 to 810 code for a protein of 215 amino acids. Gene Ontology annotation, molecular function: GTPase activity; GTP binding. Gene Ontology annotation, biological process: defense response to bacterium; endocytic recycling; phagosome maturation. The transcript is spliced from 7 exons. Lineage: Eukaryota; Metazoa; Arthropoda; Malacostraca; Decapoda; Varunidae. The record is from RefSeq and is a predicted model, not a curated record. Gene Ontology annotation, cellular component: Golgi apparatus; recycling endosome; trans-Golgi network.
UACACACAUCAAUGGGCCGUCAGGAGGGAGUGACAGGCCGUGGGUCGAGCACUCUCGCCGCCACCAGUUUACACAUCGCCAUAUUGAGGGGAAGAGUAGCUGUCAUGAAUUAGGGCUUUUUCCAUCGAUUUACGCUGCUCACGCCUUGCAUAUCAGAUCAAAAUGUCUGCAGGACCAUACAAUUACUCGUAUAUCUUCAAGUAUAUUAUUAUUGGGGAUAUGGGAGUUGGAAAGUCAUGUCUACUACAUCAAUUUACAGAAAAGAAAUUUAUGGCUGACUGCCCACACACCAUUGGGGUUGAGUUUGGUACCCGAAUAAUUGAAGUAGCUGGGCAGAAAAUCAAGCUUCAAAUAUGGGACACAGCUGGUCAAGAACGCUUUAGAGCAGUCACCAGAUCUUACUACCGAGGAGCAGCUGGGGCUCUCAUGGUUUACGACAUUACUCGGAGGUCCACCUACAACCACCUUAGCUCCUGGUUGACAGAUGCACGUAACCUCACCAACCCGAACACAGUCAUAUUCCUCAUUGGCAAUAAGGCAGACCUGGAUGCACAGAGAGAUGUAACAUAUGAAGAAGCCAAGCAGUUUGCUGAAGAGAACGGGCUAAUGUUUGUUGAAGCCAGUGCAAAAACGGGUGAAAAUGUAGAGGAAGCAUUUCUGGAGACUGCUAAGAAGAUAUACCAGAAUAUCCAGGAUGGCAGCUUGGACCUGAAUGCUGCUGAGUCAGGGGUUCAGCACAAGCCAACGCAGCCUGGCAGAACCAACCUUAGCAAUGAUCCACAGUCCAGUCGUGACAACUGUUCCUGCUAAGCCGUAAUGACCCUAUACCUCUGUGGUGUGUACUGUUGUGCGCUGAACCAAAUUGAUGAUGUUCUUGCUUAUUUGAAAAUAUAUUAUGAUUGACUUUUCUACAUAUUAAGCAAUCUUGUGUAGAUUUGAGUUAGUGGCAGAGAAAAUUAUUAAAUUGAAAUGAGUCUUU